Molecule: messenger RNA, 1504 nt
Organism: Nomia melanderi (Alkali bee)
Lineage: Eukaryota; Metazoa; Arthropoda; Insecta; Hymenoptera; Halictidae
Product: DET1- and DDB1-associated protein 1
Biological process (GO): positive regulation of proteasomal ubiquitin-dependent protein catabolic process
Cellular component (GO): Cul4-RING E3 ubiquitin ligase complex
Source: RefSeq, a predicted model, not a curated record
AUAUUUUGAAUUCUGUGGUCAAAGAAAUGACGAUAGUUGAUUUCAUACCAAUUGCAGCGUUCUAAACAUAUUUUUUCAGUGUGUAUACAAAUAUUACGUGUGAUUCUUAUACAGAUAUGAUUUUUUAAAUUAGUUUUUCAUUCUAACUGUGACUUGUGCACUGGCCUCAUUGUUUCGAAAUGUCCGUCGCUGAAUUUUUAAAGGGUUUGCCCUCACAUAAUGAAAACAAUUUUGCCAAUUUUCAUACGGACAAUGGAAAUAGAACUUGUGUAAAAAAACCCUCUGUUUAUUUACCUACUAGAGAUCAUCCCUCUGAACAAGUUAUAGUUACUGAAAAAACAACCAUAUUAUUAAGGUACCUUCAUCAACAAUGGGACAAAAAGAACACUGAUAGGAAACGAGAUUUCUUAUCUGCUAAUGGUGACUCUGAAGAUGAUUCUGGAACAGUUCGUAGUAAAAGGUCACGUCUCGAGGCAAACAAUAUCCUUUAAAAUAUAUUGCAAUGUUUUGGUUUCCAGUAUUAAAUGAAUUUUUAUGUGAUCAAGACAAAUUGUAUAAACAACAACACAGGACAACUAUGAUUCUAAACUAUUAUAAACAUAUCUGUGCAUUAGAAAAAUUAUUUCAAAACGUUUAUUGUAGAGUUUAAGUAUACAAUUUGUAUUGUAUGAAUCAAAUCUGUAUGAAACAUUGAUCACAAAGUAUAUACAAAGAACGUUUUCAAAUAAUAUUUCUUUAGAUAUGUAAAAUUGCUAAAAUGGAAAUAAGACUAAUCAUUACGUUACAUUUAUGAGCUCCUUUCUAUACUGUACUGCAUGUUUAAACUUGAUUUUAUGUGUCAGUACAUAGCAUAUGAAAUGGUAUAUUAUCUUAGGAUGCACAAUAUGUAUAAGUAAACACGUUCAUUAUUAAUUCAUUUUAUGUCAUCUUUUUACUUCUGUAAUGUUAGUAAUUGAGAAACAUCUAAAAUAUAAUUAUAGUAAUGUAUUUGCAUUACUAUGGAGGAAGUAAGUAUUAAUACUAAAUUAGUUUAAAAUAAUGGCGUGUUAGAGCAUUUAUCCAGAAGUAAUUUUGUAAAAGUGUUCUACAUUUUACGAAAUUUCUUCGUAUCUGUGUUACAUAUGAUUUAGUCAUAAGUUUUUAAUAAUGUAUGUUUCACAUACAUUAUUUAUAUGUAACAUAUGAUCUGUUAAUUGAAAAUUUCAGUUUAAUGGCUGAUCUAUACUUUUUUUACUAUUUUAAAGUACAUACUGUGGUCUCAAAUGCUUGUGAAAAAGUUAUAUUUCUGAAACAAUAGAAUGUUUCAAGUGUAUAUUAAUUUUGUGCAAACAACUGUUACAUCUUACUAAGAAAAUUAUUUCGUAUUUUUGAUAACAACUCCCUUAUACUUAGAUAAAAAGGCUUGCUAAAUCAUAACUCAUUAAACAGAGAAAGAGAUAGACAACUUUAAUUUUGGAAGUGAUUAUGUAUUAUAAUACACAUUGCAAUAAAUCCUGUAUAAAGU